This is a messenger RNA of Kluyveromyces lactis, 474 nucleotides long. RefSeq lists its product as uncharacterized. Gene Ontology annotation, molecular function: translation elongation factor activity; ribosome binding; RNA binding. The transcript has a single exon. The record is from RefSeq and is a predicted model, not a curated record. Bases 1 to 474 code for a protein of 157 amino acids. Gene Ontology annotation, biological process: positive regulation of translational termination; positive regulation of translational elongation. Lineage: Eukaryota; Fungi; Ascomycota; Saccharomycetes; Saccharomycetales; Saccharomycetaceae.
AUGGCUGAAGAAGAACACACUUUCGAAACUGCUGGAGCUGGUGCUUCCUUGACUUUCCCAAUGCAAUGUUCUGCUUUGAGAAAGAACGGUUUUGUCGUUAUCAAGGGCAGACCAUGUAAGAUUGUUGAUAUGUCUACUUCCAAGACCGGUAAGCACGGUCACGCUAAGGUCCAUUUGGUUGCCAUCGAUAUCUUCACCAACAAGAAGUUGGAAGAUUUGUCUCCAUCUACUCACAACAUGGAAGUCCCAGUUGUUAAGAGAACUGAAUUCCAAUUGUUGGAUAUCGAUGACGGUUUCUUGUCUUUGAUGACCAUGGACGGUGAAACCAAGGAUGAUGUCAGAGCCCCAGAAGGUGAAUUGGGUGACAACAUCCAAGCUGCUUUCGACGAAGGUAAGGACUUGAUGGUUACUAUCAUUGCCGCUAUGGGUGAAGAAGCUGCCAUCUCCUUCAAGGAAGCUCCAAGAUCCGAAUAG